AAGCCGGGUAGACGCCUCCGCUAGGGGCCGGGGGCAAAGUGCGGGGACAGGGCUCGGGUAGGUCCUCGGCAGGCGAGGUUCGGCGUAGGAGCGCCCUCCUGCAGCGAGACGAGGCCGGGAGACCAGAUUAGGAGAGUCGCGAGUCCCUUUGUCUGCUCUCGGCAGCGACGCGCUGGGCGGGGAGGGGGAAGGGAGCGCCGGUUCCCACCCCGGAAGCGGAAGUGCGGGCGCCGCGGAGUCCUGUCCAGUGAGAGCCCGGCCGGUACGCCAGCCGUUCCGCCCGCUGGUCACUUCGCGCCUUCUCCGCUGCUCGUUUCCCCUCGCCGGCCGCGCCAUGCUGUCUCUAGAUUUUUUGGACGAUGUGCGGCGAAUGAACAAGCGGCAGCUGUAUUAUCAAGUCCUAAAUUUUGGAAUGAUUGUCUCCUCGGCACUAAUGAUCUGGAAGGGGCUAAUGGUCAUAACUGGAAGUGAAAGUCCAAUUGUAGUGGUGCUCAGUGGCAGCAUGGAGCCAGCAUUUCAUAGAGGAGAUCUUCUCUUUUUAACAAAUCGAGUUGAAGAUCCCAUCCGAGUGGGAGAAAUUGUUGUUUUUAGGAUAGAAGGAAGAGAGAUUCCUAUAGUUCACCGAGUCUUGAAGAUUCAUGAAAAGCAAAAUGGACAUAUUAAGUUUUUGACCAAAGGAGAUAAUAAUGCCGUUGAUGACCGAGGCCUCUAUAAACAAGGACAACACUGGCUAGAGAAGAAAGAUGUCGUGGGGAGAGCAAGGGGAUUUGUUCCUUAUAUUGGGAUUGUGACGAUCCUCAUGAAUGACUAUCCGAAAUUUAAGUAUGCAGUGCUCUUCUUGCUGGGUUUAUUCGUGCUGGUCCAUCGUGAAUAAGAAGUCUGCCUUGCUGUUCCUGGAAGAUGCCGUACUUUUCGUUCCUGAAUGUUUGGCGUAGAUAUUGGUCUCUGAUUGGUGGAGUGCAGAAUGCACAUGUUGGCGCUUCUCAGUAGCAACGGUUUGCAUUAGUUUCUGUUUCCACACUAGGGUACGUGUGGGCGGGUGCACGGGCACCAUGGCGCGCACUCGAGGGGACUCUCAAUCACAGGAUUUCAUGUGUUGUCAUUGUCACACUUUCACAUUUUUGUACAUCAGUGAAUUUUUUUAUAUUAAAAGGUUGAGCCAAAGCCCCCAGUGUUUGUAUUUUGAAGCCAAGCUUCACUUCUAAAGUGCCUACAGAGUUCUGUAAAUGAAAAUGCAACUCUGCACGAGUUUGAAACCGUCAUUCCUCCGUAUAAGAUGGGAAUGGCAUAUCCUGAGGUGGUCGUAAGUCUUAACUUUUCAAAUUUUAAAUAAAAGACUUUGCAUAUUGAA
Messenger RNA from Odobenus rosmarus divergens (Pacific walrus), 1351 nucleotides. It is a transcript of the gene SEC11A, whose product is annotated as SEC11 homolog A (S. cerevisiae). The record is from RefSeq and is a predicted model, not a curated record. Lineage: Eukaryota; Metazoa; Chordata; Mammalia; Carnivora; Odobenidae. Gene Ontology annotation, molecular function: serine-type endopeptidase activity. The transcript has 6 exons. The coding region runs from base 335 to 874 and encodes 179 amino acids. Gene Ontology annotation, cellular component: membrane; signal peptidase complex.